This is a messenger RNA of Schistocerca piceifrons (Central American locust), 3152 nucleotides long. Its product is annotated as lamin Dm0-like. The record is from RefSeq and is a predicted model, not a curated record. The transcript has 10 exons. The coding region runs from base 140 to 1969 and encodes 609 amino acids. NCBI's taxonomy places the organism in Eukaryota, Metazoa, Arthropoda, Insecta, Orthoptera, Acrididae.
GGUCACGUGUUCCGUACGGAGUGAUAAGUUCGGUACCAGUGAGCUUGUACUCCUUUGCUUGGUGUGGCCAUAUUAGCGUGGCGUAGUUGGGCGUUGCUGUCGGUGUACUUUGUGUUUUUAGUUGUUGAUCCGCUUAAACAUGGCUACAAAGUCUGUAAAGCGGACCACUAUAACUUCUACUGCAUCUUCUUCGAUCUCAUCGCCUCAACCUGGCACUUCUACCCCUACACCGGGGUCGGGCAGACCGGGUAGUCCCUUAAGCCCGACCCGGUACAGCCGUUUGCAGGAAAAGGCAGAUCUCCAAAAUCUCAAUGAUCGGCUGGCAACUUACAUUGAUCGCGUGCGGCAGCUAGAGCAAGAAAAUAGCCUACUAACUCGAGAGAUACAGAGCAGUCAGGAAACUGUCACAAGAGAAGUUAAGAACUUAAAAUCAAUCUAUGAGCAAGAGUUGGCCGAAGCCAGGAAGAUGCUGGAUGAAACUGCAAGAGACAGGGCAAGACUCGAGAUAGAAGUAAAACGGCUGAAGGAUGACAACGAUGGCUUGAAAACGCAGUUAGAUCGCAAGUCGAAAGCAUUGGCGGCUGCUGAGAAGAAUCUACAACUCAAUGAUAUGAGACUUAAUGACUUGUCCAACAAAUACAAGCAGGCAGAAAAUGAACGGCUGAAAGCUGUUGAAGAACUAAGGGAACUACAGAAAGAAUGUGAAGCUCUCCGUAAGCAAAUUGAAGAACACCGCAAACAUCUGGCAGAUGAAACAUUACUAAGAGUUGAUGCCGAGAAUGCAUUGCAAACAUUGAAGGAACAACUUCAGUUCAAGGAGCAGGUAUUCGAUCAAGAAUUAUCAGAAGUGAGAACACGGCGUCAGAUUGAAAUAAGUGAAAUUGAUGGAAGACUCACACAGCAAUAUGAAGCUAAGCUUCAACAGUCUUUACAAGAACUAAGAGACCAGUAUGAGCAACAGAUGAAGCAGAAUCGUGACGAGAUUGAAAGCUUGUAUGAGAGCAAGGUGAAGAGCCUACAGAAUCAACUGCAACGCAACAGUGAUGCUUCGUUGAUGGCCGUAGAUGAGCUCAGGCAGUCACGCACAAGAAUUGAGGGCCUCAAUGGCAGGAUUGCUGAACUGGAGUCAGCUAAUGCAUCUCUUCUGAGACGUUUGCAUGAGCUUGAGAAACUGUUGGAUGACGAGAGACUUAAGUUUCAACUUGACCGUGAUGUAUUGGAAAAGGAACUACAAGCCUUGCGUGAUGAAAUGGCAAAUCAGUUGCAAGAAUAUCAAGACCUCAUGGACAUCAGAGUUGCUUUAGAUCUGGAGAUAGCUGCAUACAGGAAAUUAUUGGAAUCGGAAGAACAGAGGUUGAACAUAAGCCCAGGGCAGUCUCCCGCUUCUCCAGGGCGUGUGUCGAGAAGCACCCCACUGCGCAGAACUCCUGUGAGGGCACAAAAGCGCAAGCGCACUAUGCUGGAAGAAUCUGAGGAAGCCAGUCUUUCAGACUAUAAAGUUAAGAGCAGUGCAAAAGGUGAAGUGCACAUCACUGAAGUCUGCCCAGAUGGCAGAUUUGUCAGACUUCAGAAUAAAAGCGGAAAGGAAGUGAAUUUGAGUGGCUGGCAACUGAUAAGACGUGCAGGUGAUAAUGAAACAGUUUUCAAAUUUCACCGUAGUGUUAAAAUUGAGGCUGGUGCUACCAUCACUGUGUGGUCAUCAGAUGUAGGGCAGACACAUGAGCCACCGAAUAAUAUUGUGAUGAAAGGACAGAAGUGGUUUGUUGGGGAAAGUAUGACUACUACACUUUUGAACAACCAAGGAGAGGAAAUGGCAGUCAGUGAGCGCAAACGCCAAAUAUUGACCAGUUCAUCAUCCCAUCAUAGGGAAAUCUCUUCUGGUUAUGGUCACCAUAGAACUUUUGAUGGUGAAGAACUAUAUCACCAGCAGGGUGAUCCGCAAGGAGAAGAUAGAUGCCGGAUAAUGUGAAGAUGGGAGCUGUGAAUGUCUAAAUUUAGAUAGAUCCCAUGAGAGAUGGAAAAUACCCUGCAAGAAGGGUGCAUUAGGUCUCUAAUUUUAUUUGGGAAAAAGGAAAUGUUUAUAAAAUGUAUGAAUUAACGGUUGGUGCUCUAGGGAUGUUUGGACUGACCUGGAUAAGCUUUUUUGUUGUGUGGGCUCUUGUGGUAAAGUAUAUGGGAGUGUGCUGGUGCCCAUGAUAGUCUGACUCCUUUAUGCCGGGUGUUCACACAAGUACAAAAUACUGUGCAUCAUCAUUCAUUUUCAUGAUAGUGCUGUCAAUACGUUUUUGAUGUUUUUUGUGUGUGUAGCAUAGAUUUUGUAUUGAAAUUGAAACAUAUUUAUAAGCAUUUGACUCAUAAGUAUCUUCAUUCCCCAUGGGAUAAUUUAUUAUACAGCACAGAAACUGUGCUGAUUACAUAUACUUCUGUAAUUUAUUUGCAUUGUUCCUUGCCCAGUAAUUUAAUAAUACGGAACUUAUUUUUGUACUGACUUAAAUACUGUAGGCCUCCCUUAGGCUCUGUGAAUUGACAGUGGCUCAAGCUCAGUAUGAUGAUUUGAGCCGCCCUGCAGGCAGUCCAUAUCAUCCCCCAUAUUUCCUUCCAAGUGUAUAACAUCACCUAAACUUUCCAGUUUCAUUUCAUUUUAAUAUUUUAUUGUACUCAUUCUCAUUUCAUAUGUAACUUUGUUGUUAAUAUUUGUAGAACUUUUCUGAAAGUUCCAUACUUUUAAGAGUGAAGAUCAAAGUGCAAGUGAAGUUUUCAGCCUAUUUUAGUCACUUUGAUAAUAGACUACUUUUAAUGGUUUUUGAAUGUGCAGAAAACAUUGAUUUGAUGGUCAAUAGUUUACAAAAAGACGCUUCAGUUGUGCUGUACUAUUUGUAUACAUCCAUAACUUUUGUGUUUGGAUAAUAUUGUUUUGGAAAAGAUUUUAUCUCUAAAUAUCAAACAUUCCCUUGCACUUAUUAUAGUAAGAAUAUUAUAGUAUAAUGACACUUCUAUCUGCCUGAAAUGCUUCACGGGGAUGGAAUUGUGAUAAGAGAUAAUUAUUUGCAAACUUGAAAUGUUAACAAAGCCACAAUAUUCUUUAUACUAACAAUAUUUAACAGAUGCACGUUAAGGUGGAUUUAUAAUGAAAAAUAAAACUAUCACACCAA